Molecule: messenger RNA, 12403 nt
Organism: Symphalangus syndactylus (siamang)
Lineage: Eukaryota; Metazoa; Chordata; Mammalia; Primates; Hylobatidae
Product: DNA-directed RNA polymerase I subunit RPA1
Biological process (GO): DNA-templated transcription
Cellular component (GO): RNA polymerase I complex
Molecular function (GO): DNA binding
Source: RefSeq, a predicted model, not a curated record
AUCUCAUCCACGUAAACGUCGUUCCUGCGACCGCUUCCGCGCGCAAGCGCACUUUGAAUCGCGUGGUGACUUCCGGCUUGAGGGUGAAUGAAGAAUAGUCAGGUGGUGAGUGGAACGUCUCUCUGGGUGUCGGAAUUGAAAACGGACCUGGAGGAUGUUGAUCUCCAAGAACAUGCCCUGGCGGCGGCUGCAGGGCAUUUCCUUCGGGAUGUAUUCGGCUGAAGAGCUCAAGAAAUUAAGUGUUAAAUCCAUUACGAACCCUCGGUACCUGGACAGCCUGGGGAACCCAUCGGCAAACGGCCUGUACGAUUUAGCUUUGGGCCCUGCAGAUUCCAAAGAGGUGUGCUCCACCUGCGUGCAGGACUUCAGCAACUGUUCUGGGCACCUGGGCCACAUUGAGCUCCCACUCACGGUGUAUAACCCUCUCCUCUUCGAUAAGCUGUACCUGCUGCUUCGGGGCUCUUGUUUAAACUGCCACAUGCUGACUUGUCCCCGGGCCGUGAUUCACCUCUUACUCUGCCAGCUGAGGGUUCUGGAAGUCGGGGCCCUACAAGCAGUCUACGAGCUUGAGAGAAUUCUGAACAGGUUUCUGGAAGAAAACGCGGAUCCCUCUGCCUCUGAAAUUCAGGAGGAAUUAGAACAAUACACAACUGAAAUUGUGCAGAACAAUCUCCUGGGGUCCCAGGGCGCACAUGUAAAGAACGUGUGUGAGAGCAAGAGCAAGCUCAUUGGUCUCUUCUGGAAGGCACAUAUGAAUGCUAAGCGCUGUCCCCACUGCAAGACCGGGCGAUCCGUUGUCCGAAAGGAACACAACAGCAAGUUGACUAUCACGUUUCCAGCCAUGGUGCACAGGACAGCUGGCCAGAAGGACUCGGAACCCCUGGGAAUUGAGGAAGCUCAGACGGGAAAACGAGGAUACUUAACACCCACCAGUGCCCGCGAACACCUUUCUGCCCUGUGGAAGAAUGAAGGAUUCUUUCUGAACUACCUUUUUUCGGGAAUGGAUGAUGAUGAUAUGGAGUCCAGAUUCAAUCCCAGUGUGUUCUUUCUAGAUUUCUUGGUGGUGCCGCCCUCCAGGUAUCGCCCAGUCAGUCGCCUAGGAGACCAGAUGUUUACCAAUGGCCAGACGGUGAACUUGCAGGCUGUCAUGAAGGAUGUAGUUCUGAUUCAAAAACUUCUGGCAUUGAUGGCCCAAGAACAGAAGCUGCCAGAGGAAGUGGCCGCACCCACUACAGAUGAGGAAAAAGACUCUUUGAUUGCUAUUGACCAAUCCUUUUUGAGUAUACUUCCAGGCCAGUCCCUCAUAGACAAACUUUACAACAUUUGGAUUCGCCUCCAGAGCCAUGUCAAUAUUGUGUUUGAUAGCGAGAUGGACAAACUAAUGAUGGACAAGUACCCAGGCAUUAGGCAGAUCCUGGAGAAGAAAGAAGGCCUGUUCCGAAAACACAUGAUGGGAAAGCGAGUGGACUACGCUGCGCGCUCAGUCAUCUGCCCAGACAUGUACAUCAACACCAACGAAAUUGGAAUUCCCAUGGUGUUUGCCACAAAACUGACCUACCCGCAGCCAGUUACCCCGUGGAAUGUUCAGGAACUUAGGCAAGCAGUCAUCAACGGCCCCAAUGUGCACCCAGGAGCCUCCAUGGUCAUCAAUGAGGACGGCAGCCGCACAGCCCUGAGCGCUGUGGACAUGACUCAGCGAGAGGCCGUGGCCAAGCAGCUCCUGACCCCAGCCAUGGGGGCACCUAAGCCCCAGGGGACAAAAAUUGUGUGCCGGCAUGUGAAGAAUGGGGACAUUCUGCUACUGAACCGACAGCCCACCCUGCACAGACCCUCCAUCCAGGCCCACCGUGCCCGCAUCCUGCCUGAAGAGAAAGUGCUGCGGCUCCACUAUGCCAACUGCAAGGCCUAUAAUGCCGACUUUGAUGGAGACGAGAUGAAUGCCCAUUUCCCCCAGAGUGAGCUGGGCCGGGCCGAGGCCUACGUCCUGGCCUGCACCGAUCAGCAGUACCUUGUUCCCAAGGAUGGCCAACCAUUGGCGGGACUGAUCCAGGAUCACAUGGUUUCAGGGGCAAGCAUGACUACUCGGGGUUGCUUUUUCACCCGGGAGCAGUAUAUGGAGCUGGUGUACCGAGGACUCACGGACAAAGUGGGGCGCGUGAAGCUCCUUUCUCCUUCCAUCCUGAAGCCCUUUCCGCUGUGGACAGGAAAACAGGUUGUGUCAACGCUGCUCAUAAAUAUAAUCCCAGAGGACCACAUCCCACUGAAUUUAUCUGGAAAGGCAAAAAUCACCGGGAAAGCCUGGGUGAAGGAAACUCCUCGAUCCAUUCCUGGCUUUAACCCUGACUCAAUGUGCGAGUCCCAGGUGAUCAUCAGGGAAGGGGAGCUGCUCUGCGGAGUGCUGGACAAGGCGCACUACGGGAGCUCUGCCUACGGCCUGGUCCACUGCUGCUAUGAGAUCUAUGGAGGCGAGACCAGCGGCAAGGUUCUAACCUGCCUGGCCCGCCUCUUCACUGCCUACCUGCAGCUCUACAGAGGCUUCACGUUGGGCGUGGAAGACAUUUUGGUGAAGCCAAAGGCAGAUGUCAAGAGGCAACGUAUCAUUGAAGAAUCCACCCACUGCGGGCCCCGGGCUGUCAGGGCUGCAUUAAACCUGCCAGAAGCCGCAUCAUAUGAUGAGGUCCGAGGAAAAUGGCAGGAUGCCCAUCUGGGCAAGGACCAGAGGGAUUUUAACAUGAUUGAUCUGAAGUUCAAAGAGGAAGUGAACCAUUACAGCAAUGAGAUUAACAAGGCAUGCAUGCCUUUUGGCCUACACAGACAGUUCCCAGAGAACAGCCUGCAGAUGAUGGUGCAGUCAGGAGCCAAAGGUUCAACCGUGAACACGAUGCAGAUCUCGUGCCUGCUGGGCCAGAUUGAAUUGGAAGGUCGGAGACCCCCACUGAUGGCGUCUGGCAAGUCACUGCCCUGCUUUGAGCCUUAUGAGUUCACCCCCAGGGCUGGUGGCUUUGUCACUGGCAGAUUCCUCACCGGCAUCAAACCUCCUGAGUUUUUCUUCCACUGCAUGGCAGGACGAGAGGGCCUGGUCGACACUGCUGUGAAAACCAGCCGCUCAGGCUAUCUCCAAAGGUGCAUCAUCAAGCACCUGGAGGGACUGGUCGUGCAGUAUGAUCUCACGGUCCGUGACAGUGACGGCAGUGUGGUGCAGUUCCUGUAUGGGGAGGAUGGCCUGGACAUCCCCAAGACACAAUUCCUGCAGCCCAAGCAGUUCCCCUUCCUGGCCAGCAACUACGAGGUGAUAAUGAAAUCACAGCAUCUCCAUGAAGUUUUAUCCAGAGCAGAUCCCAAAAAAGCUCUCCGCCACUUCAGAGCUAUCAAAAAAUGGCAAAGCAAGCACCCCAACACCCUGCUGAGAAGAGGUGCCUUCUUGAGUUAUUCCCAGAAAAUUCAGGAAGCUGUGAAAGCCCUGAAUCUUGAGAGUGAAAACCGCAAUGGCCGCAGCCUCGGGACUCAGGAGAUGCUGAGGAUGUGGUAUGAGUUGGAUGAGGAGAGCCGAAGGAAAUACCAGAAGAAGGCGGCCACUUGUCCUGACCCAAGUCUGUCUGUCUGGCGUCCUGACAUCUACUUUGCGUCAGUGUCAGAAACAUUUGAAACAAAGGUUGAUGACUACGGUCAAGAGUGGGCAGCUCAAACAGAGAAGAGUUAUGAGAAAUCAGAGCUUUCUCUCGACAGGUUGAGGACCUUGCUGCAACUGAAGUGGCAGCGCUCACUGUGCGAGCCGGGCGAGGCCGUGGGCCUGCUGGCUGCCCAGAGCAUCGGAGAGCCCUCCACCCAGAUGACCCUCAACACCUUCCACUUUGCAGGCAGAGGCGAGAUGAACGUCACCCUGGGCAUUCCAAGGUUGCGGGAGAUUCUCAUGGUGGCCAGUGCCAACAUCAAGACGCCCAUGAUGAGCGUGCCUGUGCUCAACACCAAGAAAGCCCUGAAGAAAGUGAAAAGCCUCAAGAAGCAACUCACCAGGGUGUGCUUAGGAGAGGUGUUGCAGAAAAUUGACGUCCAGGAGUCCUUCUGUAUGGAAGAACAACAGAACAAAUUCCGGGUGUACCAGCUGCGGUUUCAGUUCCUGCCACAUGCAUAUUACCAGCAGGAGAAGUGCCUGAGACCCGAGGACAUCCUGCGCUUCAUGGAAACAAGAUUCUUUAAACUUCUGAUGGAAUCCAUCAAAAAGAAGAAUAAUAAAGCAUCAGCCUUCAGGAGCGUAAAUACUCGAAGAGCUACUCAGCGGGAUCUGGACAACGCUGGGGAGUCGAGGAGGAGUCGGGGAGAGCAGGAGGGUGAUGAGGAAGAGGAGGGGCACAUUGUGGAUGCUGAAGCUGAGGAGGGGGACGCCGAUGCCUCUGAUGCCAAACGCAAGGAGAAGCAGGAGGAGGAGGUGGAUUAUGAGAGUGAGGAAGAGGAGGAGAGGGAGGGCGAGGAGAACGACGAUGAAGACAUGCAGGAGGAACGAAAUCCCCACAGGGAAGGUGCUCGAAAGACCCGAGAGCAAGAUGAAGAGGUGGGCUCAGGCGCUGAGGAGGACCCGUCCCUUCCCUCCCUCCUGACGCAGCCCCGGAAACCCACCCACAGCCAGGAGCCCCAGGGGCCCGAGGCCAUGGAGCGCCGGGUCCAGGCUGUGCGUGAGAUCCACUCGUUCAUAGAUGACUACCAGUAUGACACGGAGGAGAGCCUGUGGUGCCAGGUGACAGUGAAGCUCCCUCUGAUGAAGAUCAACUUUGACAUGAGCUCCCUGGUAGUAUCUUUGGCCCAUGGCGCCGUCAUCUAUGCGACCAAGGGCAUCACUCGGUGCCUCCUGAAUGAAACAACCAACAAUAAGAACGAGAAGGAGCUUGUGCUAAACACAGAAGGAAUCAACCUCCCAGAGCUGUUCAAGUAUGCAGAGGUCCUGGAUCUGCGCCGCCUCUACUCCAACGACAUCCACGCCAUGGCCAACACGUACGGCAUCGAGGCCGCGCUGCGGGUGAUCGAGAAGGAGAUCAAGGAUGUGUUUGCCGUGUAUGGCAUCGCGGUCGACCCUCGCCAUCUCUCCCUGGUUGCUGAUUAUAUGUGCUUUGAGGGUGUCUACAAGCCACUGAAUCGCUUUGGGAUCCGGUCAAACUCUUCCCCGCUACAGCAGAUGACAUUUGAAACCAGCUUCCAGUUUCUGAAGCAAGCCACCCUGCUGGGAUCCCACGAUGAGCUGAGGUCUCCUUCUGCCUGUCUUGUGGUUGGGAAGGUUGUCAAGGGCGGGACAGGCCUGUUCGAGCUCAAGCAGCCCCUGAGAUAGCGGCUACCCCGGCACCAUCUGCCCAGCUCCAAGGACCUUCGGUGAAGGCGUGGCCCAGCCUGCCUUCUGCAUGAGAGGACCAGGAGACUGGAAUCCAGGGCAGUUCCAAGUGACAGUACAGAGCAUAGCAGCGACCUUGGGCCUGAAAGCAGUGGGCCUCUGAGCUGGGCCAGCUUCACCUGGAAAGUGACAGAGUUGCUCAUCCUUGCCCCUCCCUGUCUCUGGAUUUUUAUCAAGGUUUACCAAGUCUUCUGAGUCCCCCUGAGAUGGCUGGGGCCUCACCUGUGCUGCAGCAGGCCUCUGUGGCAUAACCCUUAAGGAGAAGUCCUGAUUCACUGAGAAGACCAGGGGGAAGCCAUGCUUUGCUACUGGGGACCCCAGGCACCUCCAGAGUAGAGAAGCGGGGUUCUUUUGCUGUGAGUGGCCAGGGACAACAGACAAGAUUCCUGGGGGCUCCCGAUGAGCAGGAACAUGGAGCCUGCUGCCCAAGGCCUGCUUCUUCCGGCUGCUCCAGCCCCUGGGGGCAGAGUCCACAAAGAGUCCCCAUCAAGACUUCUUCCUUAAGUCAAGUACAGGGUAGCACAGUCCUCCACCCACCCAACCUCUCUGCCUGUCCAGGGUCCUGGCCCUGCCACUGUGUGGCAAGGUGUCCUUCUAGAUCACAUCAGCCCCAAGGCUGGGGGCAGUCGCUCUAGGGCGGCAGCAGUUCACUCCCACACAUAAAACCCAGGUCACUGCUGGGGCGAUUGAACAGGUUGCCUGGCUUUUCUCUGCUGUCAGUUUGGUGCGGAGGCCUAUGUUCCGCCCCAUAUGCCCCGUAGGCCCUGCUUAUGGGAAGGAACACAGGCCUCCAUCCCAGAGGACUGUGCCGCCCUGUUCUUGGUCGUCCACAUUUCCUCUCCCUCUAGCACCAGCAACGCAUUUCCCUGGCAUGGGCAGAAAAGACAGGACUGCCCGGCCACCCAUCGUCUGGGAAGUGAGGAGGGCCUCUGCCCGGCCACCCAUCGUCUGGGAAGUGAGCGCCUCUGCCCGGCCACCCAUCGUCUGGGAAGUGAGGAGUGCCUCUGCCCGGCCGCCCUCUCUGGGAAGAAGUGAGGAGCGCCUCGGCCCGGCCGCCCCGUCUGGGAAGUGAGGAGCCCCUCGGCCCGGCCACCCAUUGUCUGGGAAGUGAGGAGCACCUCUGCCCGGCCGCCCCGUCCGGGAAGAAGUGAGGAGCGCCUCUGCCCGGCCGCCCCGUGUGGGAAGUGAGGAGCGCCUCUGCCCGGCUGCCCCGUCCGGGAAGAAGUGAGGAGCGCCUCUGCCCGGCCGCCCCGUGUGGGAAGUGAGGAGCGCCUCUGCCCGGCCGCCCCGUCCGGGAAGAAGUGAGGAGCGCCUCUGCCCGGCCGCCCCGUCCGGGAAGAAGUGAGGAGCGCCUCUGCCCGGCCGCCCCGUCCGGGAAGAAGUGAGGAGCGCCUCUGCCCGGCCGCCCCGUCCGGGAAGAAGUGAGGAGCGCCUCUGCCCGGCCGCCCCUUCCGGGAAGAAGUGAGGAGCGCCUCUGCCCGGCCGCCCCGUCCGGGAAGAAGUGAGGAGCGCCUCUGCCCGGCCUCCCCGUCCGGGAAGAAGUGAGGAGCGCCUCUGCCCGGCCGCCCCGUCCGGGAAGAAGUGAGGAGCGCCUCUGCCCGGCCACCCCGUCUGGGAAGUGAGGAGCGCCUCUGCCCGGCCACCCAUCGUCUGGGAAGUGAGGAGCCCCUCUGCCCGGCCACCCGUCAUCUGGGAAGUGAGGAGCGCCUCUGCCCGGCCACCCGUCGUCUGGGAAGUGAGGAGCGCCUCUGCUCGGCCGCCCCGUCUGGGAAGAAGUGAGAAGCGUCUCUGCCCAGCCGCCCCGUCUGGGAAGAAGUGAGGAGCGUCUCUGCCCAGCCGCCCCGUCUGAGAAGUGAGGAGCGCCUCUGCCCGACUGCCCCGUCUGGGAAGAAAUGAGGAGCACCUCUUCCCAGCCGCCCCGUCUGGGAAGAAGUGUGGAGCACCUCUGCCCGGCCGCCCCGUCUGGGAAGAAGUGAGGAUCGUCUCUGCCCGGCCGCCCCGUCUGGGAAGUCAGGAGCGCCUCUGCCCGACCGCCCUGUCUGGGAGGUCUACCACGGGGGCCAGAAGCAAUGAGGGGGCUGGACGUGGUGGCUCACGCCUGUGGUCCCAGCACUCUGGGGGGUCGAGGCGGGUUGAUCACUUCAGGCUAGGAGUUCGAGACCAGUCUGGCCAACAUGGCGAAACAUAUGAAAAAUACAACAGAAAAUCCAACCAACCAACCCAGUGACAACAAAACAGGUCUACCCUGGAGUCAUGCUCUAAUUUUUUCUAUUUUCCUCCCUUUCUGAUCCUUUAUCCCACUUUCUUUUUCUUCCUCUUCUCCUUCUUUGUCAAAUAGAGGAUUGAGUUAUCACUGAUCCAUAUAAAGUCCCUUUCUCAUUUAUUUUCUUUAAUUCCCACUCCCCAUUUCUAUUCCCCGUCUUCCCAUGUGCAACCUUCUUAAUAUGUUUGAUACGCAUCUUUUUGUUUGUAUGUAUUUUUAGAAAAUGUUUAUUGUUUUGUGUGCAAAAAAAAAAAAAAAAGACAGAGAGGACUUGUACAAAGGCUUUUGUAAAACCAGAGGCUGCUUCUAUCUUUGUCUACUGUUAUUUCAGCUCAGGGUGGGUAAUAAACAUCACUGGAACUAGCUGUUAGGAAAGAAAAAAAACUUGGGUUUUUUAAAACAAUUUUUUCCCUUGGUUUGCAGUUUCUGCAUCUGGAUUUGAGAACCCAGGGCAGGGAUUUUCUUGGCACAGUCAGGUCUUGGGUCCCUCUUCCUGUUCUUUCUUGUCUGAGGCCUUAGGGGGAAGAGCUCAGCCUCUGCAGCCUCCUCCACCUCUGCCCCUGGCCUACCUCUGCAGUGACCUCCUUCCAGAGCUAGCUGCUGGCCCUGUGGCCAGGAGAAGCACAGGGGAGAAACCUUUUUGCAGAAGCUGUGCUAGCCUUGGUCUGGGGUGGGGAGGCUGCUGCUGUGACCUUAGGGGUAGGGUUGGGGAUCAAGGGAGGCUUUGUCAAGGGAGAGUGACCAUGUUGCUCCCUACAGACAUGCAAUAGGACCCAGCCUGCACUUCCUAGGCCUACGUUGGGGAAAGCCUGACGGAAAUCAGUACCUCCUAACGCGGUCUGCCAGGUUCGCCAAGGCAUGGGCAUAGAGGAAUAUGACAGUUUUGAGGCAGGCAGGAAGGGCCCAGCCUGCAGGGUAAGACAUUCAUUCUUUGAGUUAAAGGGCAUGUUCACUUGAUUUCUACGCACACUAGAAUUGUGAGAGUGUCCUUAAAGGAGAUCACAGAGUAACCUGGUGACUGACACAUGGUGAAUGGAUGACUGUUGGUUCCAUGGGUUCCAUCUCUCCCAGGCACUGAGGGCGCAGAGGCAAAGGAGCAAGCCCUGCAUAUUGGCAGGGCUGUGACCAUCACACUUAGAUCAGACCCCCGACGUGUUUUGGGAUGUGAGGGAUGCCCUUCUGCCCCACCCAUCCACAUGGUUCCUGGGCAGCUCUGUUUCUUUCCUGAUGGAUGAGUAUUAAGACAGCAUGUCUGGUUUUUAAACACAUUUGGGAGCCUGCACAUCCUGAUGAUGAAGGACUCUCACUGUGGUGGCCUUAGGGAAUUGCACUGUCACUUUGGUGGUUCCCUAUGCUCGGAAGCCUCUGAGAGUGGCCUUGGCAGUUUAACAUGGCAGAGGCUUUGGAGUCUUCUUAGGACUGUAAGUGCCCAUUGAGGAUGCAUUUGAGUUUUGGAAAGUAGGCCCAAGUCAAAUCUGAUGGAUGGAUUCAAGGACAUGGACUAAUCUGCAUUGACAUUUUUAAUCAAAAUGUAAUGGAGAGGCUGGGCGCGGUGGCUCACACUUGUAAUCCCAGCACUUUGGGAGGCCGAGGCGGGCGGAUCACGAGGUCAGGAGAUCAAGACCACGGUGAAACCCCGUCUCUACUAAAAAUACAAAAAAUUAGCCGGGCGUGGUGGCGGGCGCCUGUAGUCCCAGCUACUCGGAGAGGCUGAGGCAGGAGAAUGGCGUGAACCUGGGAGGCGGAGCUUGCAGUGAGCCGAAAUUGCGCCACUGCACUCCAGCCUGGGCGACAGAGCGAGACUCCCGUCUCAAAAAAAAAAAAAAAAAAAAAAUGUAAUGGAGAUUGAUCAUUUGGUGGGGUUCACAAACUUUUCAUGAGAGCUGUGAGUUCUUUUUUUGAGAUGGACUUCUGCUCUUGUUACCCAGGCUGAGUGCAAUGGCGCAAUCUCAGCUCCACUGCAACCUCCAACUCCCGGGUUCAAGCGAUUCUCCUGCCUCAGCCUCCCAAGUAGCUGAGAUUACAGGCAUGUGCCACCACGCCUGACUAAUUUUUGUAUUUUUAGUAGAUGGGGUUUCACCAUGUUGGCCAGGCUAGUCUCGAACUCCUAAUCUCAGGUGAUCCGCCUGCCUCCACCUCCCAAAUUGCUGGGAUUACAGGCGUGAGCCACCAUGCCCGGCCUCGACUUAAGCAUUUCAUAGAAAUCCUGAGAUGCCAUUAGCUAGCCACUGUUUGGACAUCCUUCUCACCUUGCCCUUUGGGGUGAUAUCCAUACCUACUUGCUUGCCUCUAACAGUUUUUUUAAUUUGUUUUGUAGAGACAGGGGUUUUGGUUUAUUGCUCAGGCUGGUUUCAAACUCCUGGGCUCAAGCGGUCCUCCACUGUGGCCUCCCAAAGUGCUGGGUGGUGUGAGCCACUGUGCCUGGCCACUUAAUUUUUUUUAGUGUCCCUUUUCUGGGUUCUCAACAGAAACACUGUCAGCAUUCCCAGAGAUAUUCCUGUGAGUCUUUGAAACAUUUUCUAUCCUGCAUUGAGUAAGAAUAAAACCGAGGAAGGGAUGCAGCACCUUGUCUCAUCCCCAGUCUGGAAUUUGAACCUUCUUUUCUCUUCACUUUGCCCUGCCCCCAAAUAAUAUGUACAAAUGUCUGUACCCAUUGAGCACUGACUCCCCAUUCCUUCCACCUCCCCAGCCCCUGGCAACCACGGUUCUACAUUGUGUCUCUGUGAAUUUGACUUCUCUAGGUCCCUCAUACAAGUGGAAAAGUACAGCAUGUCUUUUCGUGACCGGCUUAUUUCACUUAGCAUAAUGUCCUCAAGGUUUAUCCAUGCUGUAGCAUGUGUCAGAAUUGCCUUCUUGCUUGAGGCUGCUGAUACCUCAUCAUGUGUAUAUACCGUAUUUUGUUUAAUCACUCAUCUGUUGGUGGACACUUGAGUUGCCUCCACCUCUUGGCUGUUGCAAAUAACCCUGUGAACAUGGAUAUACAGAUAUCUGAGGCCAGGCCGGGCGUUCACACCUGUAACCCCAGUACGUUGGGAGGCCGAGGCGGGCAGAUCACCUGAGGUCAGGAUUCGAGACCACCCUGGCCAACAUGGCGAAACCCCGUCUCUACUAAAAAUAGAAAAAUUAGCUGGGUGUGGUGGUGCGCGCCUAUAAUCCCAGCUACUCAGGAGGCUGAGGCAGGAGAAUCGCUUGAACUCAGGAGGUGGAGGUUGCAGUGAGCCGAGAUUGUGCCACUGCACUCCAGCCUGGGUGACAGAGUGAGACUCUGUCUCAGAAAAAAGAAAAGUAUCUGAGACCCUGCUUUCCUUUGAAUAUAUACCUAGUAGUGGAAUUGCCGGAUCAUAUGGUAAUUCUUCAAUUUUUCUGUGGGAACUGCUGUCCCAUUUUCCACUGCAGCUACACCAUUUUAUGUUCCCACCGAUGGUGUACAACAAUUUCAAUUUCUCCACAUCCUUGUCCUUGUUAUAGUAGCCACCCUAAUGUGUGUGAGGUGCCAUCUUGUGGUUUGGUGUGGGCUGUGUUUCAAUCAGAUGUUGGGACCCUUAAGUGUUCUGCACCUGUGGAGAGUUAGGAACCACUUAAGGAGUGUCUCUUGCUUGCCAAUCUUAAAAUUUUUAGUUUGCACCUGAAUCAGGGGCUGUAGGAGUCCAGACUGCUCUUGAAAAAGAAAAGACUGGUCGUUAAAGGCUGGUUCAUUGAGUCUUUCAUCGUUGAGUGAUAGCACCUCUGCAGAUGGCUCAGUGGGGCAGCUCCAUACCACAGCCUGCCCUUGUGGUUGUGUAGUUUAGAUAGGCUAGGCCUAAACGCUGCUUUCUUUAAAGCUGAUGGGGAAGCUGGAUCUGCUAUUUUCUACCAGCACUUUUGUGAGAUGGCACAGCCAACACCUGGGCUGGCUUCAGGUGUUGGAAGGUACAAGGCUAGGAGCCAGCAGACUGUCAAUGCUGCCCCAAUAUUCAGGGUGUUUGGAGGGUCCCUGCUUUUCCUUUUGGCUGCUUUGAGGGUUGUCACCUGGCACUAGGGCACUUGAAUCUUUGGACUAGUGGUCUGCAGGCAUGUGAGGAAGCAGCUGACACCCUGCUCUGCCAGUCAUUAGCUUUAGCAAUUAUAUAACACAGAGCAGGGACUUUGCACUCUGAGAUAAACACCCCCGCACCCCAAUCACUUUGUACCAGUCCUGGAACAAGAUUAAACCUGAAUUCCUUCUUGUAAAUUACAGACUUUCUCCCUGACUUUCAUGGUGCUGGUGACUCCAGAUGUGGGAUAGCCUUUGUGGAUACAAUCCCUGGCGGGGGGAAACACUGUGUUUACUUUUUAAUUUUUUUUUAGAGAAAAGGUCUCAUCGUCACCUAGGCUGGAGUGCAGUGGUGCGAUCUUGGCUCACUACAACCUCGACCUCCUGGGCUCAAGUGAUCUUCCUGCCUCAGCCUCCCAAGUAGCUGAGACUAUAGGCCUGAGCCACUGUGCUCAGCCAAAACCACUCUUUUUCACCAUGAUCAGACCUAUGUAACAUUGUGUGUGUGUGUGUUUCUUUCCAUGUUGUAUUAUUUCAUAAGCCAAACUUUCUGAAGUCUUAAUUCCUUUGCAAGCAAUCUCAUUUUCUCAAUAUUUUGAACUGUUUUCCUUUGUCACAGGUUUUGCUUUAUUUUGACUCUAAAGUCAAAAUGUAACAUAGCUUUGCAAGUCAAUUUCUAUCAAUGAAGAUUCCCCUUUGCUACCCCUGUGCCCACUGCUCUAAAUUUUUAUUAAAUUCAAUUUUUAUUAAA